Molecule: messenger RNA, 2450 nt
Organism: Phacochoerus africanus (Common warthog)
Lineage: Eukaryota; Metazoa; Chordata; Mammalia; Artiodactyla; Suidae
Gene: ZNF786
Product: zinc finger protein 786
Exons: 4
Coding region: 160-2334 (724 amino acids)
Biological process (GO): regulation of transcription by RNA polymerase II
Molecular function (GO): RNA polymerase II cis-regulatory region sequence-specific DNA binding; DNA-binding transcription factor activity
Source: RefSeq, a predicted model, not a curated record
UGGACGCAAGUGCCAGCAAGCACCGUGCCCAGGCUGGACCUGCGGGUCACCGGGGAGCGCUAGACGGCCGCGGGGAAGGUGACCGUACGCCUGGUCGCUGGGCUUGGAGGUAUCCCGGGCCGGAGCCGGGGCCGGGGCCGGGCGGGACUGCAAAGAGCCAUGGCCAAGCAGGCUCCGUUACCUCUGACUUUUGAGGAUGUUGCCAUUUAUUUCUCGGAGCAAGAAUGGUGGAACCUAGAGGCAUGGCAGAAGGAGCUUUACAAGCAAGUCAUGAGAACCAAUUAUGAGAUUCUUGUUUCUCUAGGUGAAGGACUUCCCAAGCCAGAACUAAUAUCCUGGAUUGAACAGGGGAGAGAGCCCUUCAGGAAUUGGGGAGAAUCACAGAAAUCAGGAAAUACAAGUUACUCCUCUACUGAUGUGUAUUUUGAUCCAGUUAUUGAGGGACAACUGCUUUGGGGAAGCCAGCAAGCUGUGAAUUCAGGAGCAGCUCAUUGCCACUUCCAAACAGAUCCUCUCCAGAGCCAAUGUUCCUCUGAACCCUUAUUAGGAAAAAGUGAAGAUGUUUCCUUCAGGCUCAACCAAGUCGUCAUCCUCCUGAACCCACACAGGCAUGAUACAUGGUCUCUAGUUCCAGCCGUCCACAGCUCCAGGAAACCCUCCCAAAGAGAAAGACUCCCAAGUCCCGGGACCCGGGGCCUCUCAGGUUUCCAGGAAAUCUCCUCCGGGGGAGGCGUCCAACACCCUUGCCCUGUCUGUGGGGAAAGCUUUUGGCAGCAGAGCCUUUUAGAGCUACAUCAAGCAAGCCACUCAAAGGACCAGCCACACAAGGCUCAGAAGCAAUUCAGCAAACCAGCUGAUGUACAGCAGGCGCGGAGCAUUCCUCAGAGUCAGAGGCACUUCCGCUGUCCGGAGUGUGGGCGGGGCUUCCGCCGGAAGACGUGUUUGCGGAGCCAUCAGGCGGUCCACGCGAGGGAGAGCCCGCUACAGGGUAGCGAAGGUAAGAUGUGCAGUCACCAUCUCCGCGCGGCGGAGAGACCUUCCCUAUGCCCCGGCCCUGACGAGAGCGUUCCCGGGAUUCCGCCCGACAUUGAGAGGCCAGACUCCCGAAGAGAGAACGUCAGGGCUUCCGAGAAGGCCAAGCUUCCUCGCGCGCGUUCGGGUGAGAAGGCGGGCCUGAGCCGGAUUGGCGAGGAGUGCGGCCUUGGGGCGGGAGGCCCGGAGGCUCUGGAGCUCGGCCCUGGCCUCGGCGGGGAGAAGCUGUCUGCCUGCAGCACGUGUGGCCGGCGCUCCUCCCGGCAGUGCGGGCUUGCAGACCACGCCCGUGUGCACGGCGCGGAGCGGCCUUUCCGACCUGCCGAGUGCGGCCGUGCCUUCUGCCAGCGCGGGCAGCUGCGCCGCCGGCGGCUGCACUCGGAAGGGCAGCCCUUCGCUUGCCCCGAGUGCGGCCUGGCAUUCCAACUGAGGACCCUGCUGCGGGCCCAUAGGCUUCGGCACGGUGGCGAGAGGCCGCUCUCCUGUGGCGAGUGCGGCCGUGGCUUCGCCCACCCGUGCAAGCUGCGCGAACAUCUGCGGGUGCAUAGCGGCGAGCGGCCUUUCGGCUGCCCCGAGUGCGGCAAGAGCUUUCGCCUAAAGGGCAUUCUGAAGGCUCAUGAGCGCACACACAGUCGUGAAAGGCCCUUCCGGUGCGGGCAGUGCGGCAAGGGCUUCACGCGGCCGUCCAAGUUGGCAGAACACCUCCGCGUGCACAGCGGUGAGCGGCCCUUCGGCUGUCCUGACUGCGGCCGCCGCUUCCGCCUUAAGGGACAGCUGCGGAGCCAUCAGCGGCUGCACACGGGCGAAAGGCCCUUUCCAUGCCCUGACUGUGGCAAGAGCUACCGCGUCAAGGCCGACAUGAAGGCACACCGGCUGCUGCACGGCGGCCGGAUGCCCUUCUCCUGUGAUUGCGGCAAAGGCUUCGCCAAGCAGUCCAAGCUCGUGGAGCACAUCCGGACGCACACGGGCGAGAAACCCUUUCAGUGUCCACAAUGCGACAAGAGCUUCCGCUUGAAAGCACAGCUGCUCAGCCACCAGGGCCUGCACACGGGAGAGAGACCUUUUCACUGCCCUGAGUGCAAUAAAAACUUUCGGGAAAGGGGCCACAUGCUUCGGCACCAGCGCAUCCACAGGCCUGAGAGGCCGUUCGCUUGUGCAGACUGUGGCAAGGGCUUCAUUUAUAAGUCGAAACUCGCCGAACACAUCAGGGUGCACACAAAAUCUUGUCAUGUUCCCAGUGAGCCUGACGUUAAGAAGAGGCUCAGCCAGCUGUUUGCAAUGAUCGAGGCUGACUGGAGUUGAGGCCGAGUAGGGCACCCAAUGUGUUGACAUUGCCUGGGCAUCCACAGCAACCGUGGCCAACCCCAAAAUCUGGUAGACAGAUUGUAGGAACAGGCCCCCCCCCCUUUUUUUUUUGU